Haliaeetus leucocephalus (bald eagle) is the source of this 1372-nucleotide messenger RNA. It is a transcript of the gene CHMP1B, whose product is annotated as charged multivesicular body protein 1B. The transcript is spliced from 8 exons. Gene Ontology annotation, biological process: late endosome to vacuole transport; protein transport; endosome transport via multivesicular body sorting pathway. The record is from RefSeq and is a predicted model, not a curated record. Lineage: Eukaryota; Metazoa; Chordata; Aves; Accipitriformes; Accipitridae. Gene Ontology annotation, cellular component: multivesicular body; ESCRT III complex. Bases 111 to 710 code for a protein of 199 amino acids.
GCCGGAAGUGGCGGUAGUACCGGGUGAGGGGGCGAGCGCCGGCCGCACCGUUCCCCGUCCCCUCCCCGGGCUCGGCCGGAGCCAGCGCCGCGGAGCCGCCCGCCGCCGCCAUGUCCAACAUGGAGAAACACCUGUUUAAUUUGAAGUUUGCUGCAAAGGAACUCAACAGGAACUCAAAAAAAUGCGACAAAGAAGAAAAGGCUGAGAAAGCUAAAAUUAAGAAGGCAAUUCAGAAGGGUAACAUGGAAGUCGCACGAAUACAUGCGGAAAAUGCAAUCCGCCAGAAGAAUCAAGCCAUCAAUUUCUUGCGCAUGAGUGCCCGGGUAGAUGCUGUAGCAGCAAGAGUUCAGACUGCAGUGACAAUGGGCAAGGUAACGAAGUCAAUGGCAGGGGUAGUUAAGUCUAUGGAUGCCACGCUCAAGAGCAUGAACUUGGAAAAGAUAUCUGCACUAAUGGAUAAAUUUGAGCAUCAGUUUGAAACACUAGAUGUUCAGACACAACAGAUGGAAGACACAAUGAGCAACACUACUACGCUAACAACACCACAAAACCAAGUGGAUAUGCUUCUACAGGAAAUGGCAGAUGAAGCAGGUCUUGAUCUGAACAUGGAACUACCUCAAGGACAGACAGGUUCUGUUGGUACAAGUGUUGCCUCAGCAGAACAGGAUGAGCUGUCACAGAGACUGGCCCGCCUACGUGAUCAAGUUUAAGUUAAACAAAGCUGCAGUUCUUUGUAUGUGCUUUCAGAAUACCCUUUCUGUAACUAACCCUUCACUGCACUAGAAAGGUGUAUACAGUAUGGCUUAGGUGUUUGAAUAUUUGUAAUAUAGGGUACUUCGCUCCUAGCUUGCUACUCUUUCUAAAAUACAUUAAGUAACCCCAAAAUUUCUGCUCUCUAAUGUCUUUUUCUGUACAUUUUGAAGUUGAUAUAUUUUUUGCAAGCUUUUUUCACAAAAUCAAGUUGAUAUUCUAAGUCAGCUAGUAAUGUUGGUACAUUCUAGCUAAAAGAAAAGUGGAGUGUCAUUGAUAUAUAUUUUAAAUUAUGAAGUGAUUUUUUUUAAAUUAUGCGAACUGUUUAUGGUUGGAGAACUGAUGUAGUCAGUUCAGAUGAUUGUUGCAGGUAACUUUCUUACACAGCCAAACUCCUGGAACACGCAAAAUUGGGCAGUGUGGACUUCAUGGAAAAUAUGCUUGUUGAAACAAAGUAGUGGACUUCAGUCUGAGUUUUUUAGUCUUUUAAAGCUAGGGUAAUUGUGCUGAAAUUAGGGGUUUAGUUCAAAAAUGAGUUACCAAAAGCUGUUUUCAUAUAAUUGGGAACUUGUACGGUGUCAUCACUUUAGUACAGGAGGAAUAAAAAAAUAUUUUUCAACUU